Molecule: messenger RNA, 1143 nt
Organism: Microbotryum saponariae
Lineage: Eukaryota; Fungi; Basidiomycota; Microbotryomycetes; Microbotryales; Microbotryaceae
Source: the annotation of a GenBank genome assembly
AUGGUCGCCUUUGGCAACGGGCCCGCCUGCGUCAGCCUGCGACUGCUGCGCGCCUGCGACUUCCUGCGACCGCCGGGCGCGCCAGUUCCUGCUGGGCUCACCGUAAACCGGUCCUUACCCAGACUCCCCACCCUCCCCGCUCAACGACGAAGGUUAGUCCGAUUGACCAACACAGGCCCAAGGCUCAUAUCAACGCUGAUUCUGAUGUUUAUUGUGGUGGUAGAUGGCGAACAUUGGAAUCCCGACCAAGCUGCUGCACGAAGCAUUGGGACAUGUCAUCACCGUCGAGCUUAAGACCGGCCAGGUGUACAGGGGCAAGCUGUUCGAAGGUGAGUCACACUCUGGGCCGCUAUGAUGGUUUCAACAGAGGCGGCCUUGCUGCUGAGUUGUAUCGUCGUCGUGGCGCUGUCAACAUUGCCCUCGCGUUGGUUGGCCAGCACUGGUCGCACCCCUACCGCGUCUGUGGCUAUCAACCCAGCGCUUCCCACCUCGACCAUAUCAUUGCUCGCCUUUUAUCACCCGAAUCGCCCGACUUCCGAAUCGCCAGAGCCCUCGACGUAGAUCGUUAGCUCGUGCCUGCGCUGUCGCACAGGUAACUCGCGUCCUGAUCUCGACGAGGGCACCCAGCCGUCACCGCUCUCAUACUCCGAUCAUGGGAGUACAUCGAACCCAAGACGACUUACUGCUCGCGUGUGAGGUCCGAGGGUCGGCACUGAUCAUGGCUUGCCCAUUUUCAUCGUCAAUUACCAGCCGAGGACUCGUUGUCGAUUUCCUUGACCCUUGUCACCGUGACCCAUCGUGAUGGUCGUGUCACACAACUCGAUCAGGUCAGUCGCUGCAGCCCAGAACUACACCGUGAAUCCAUCUGACCUUUGUUUCUGCCCCGUCUGUGAAUGCUUGCACUGUUUCAUUGGCGCCUUGCUCUACGCUCGCAAUCCCCAGGUCUACAUUCGAGGGAGCUCGAUCCGCUUCUACGUCGUGCCCGACAUGCUCUCGCAGGCGCCCAUGUUCAAACGAGUCGGCCCGAACGCUCUAAAAGGUCGUGGUAUCGGUGCCGCACGUGGACGAGCGACCAUCAUGCGUGCGCAGGCAAGACGAGGACGAGGGACCGGUGGGGGAAGCAGGCCGCCCAUUAGGCGUUGA